CCGAAUUUAACAUUUUUGGCAACAAUCUUUUGAUCAGAGUGCAUUGAUUCCGUUCUAAACAUGCCGGUGGUGGAUCUAAAAGUGGAUCGGAGCCUGAUCUGCCGCAACUUCGAUGGCUACAAGCUCUCGUUCGACCCGGUGCCGGUUAUCCAGCAGGAGCUGGUCUCAACGCCACCGCUCAAGAUGGUGCCGAACGGCGAUCAGUACUCACUGCUGCACGCAGAGGCCUUCGGCAGGCACAACAUACUCUGUCCCGAUCCCUGGCUGCGCGAGAACUGCUACUACAUAAAUAAGAGCCGGCAGGUUGUCCUGUGCUCCUACGAUGCCCAGGAAGGGCGUCCGCGCCAGCAGCGCGUGGUCCACACCGUAGAGGAGCAGGAUCGUGGCGAUGGCUACCGGCAGUCGGUCGGCGCCUACAAUUACACGCUGCGCUUCGUCUCUGAAAAGUACUGCGUGCUCUGCGAUGGCAUCUCCACGUACUAUCUCCUCGACACCGGCGAUCGUUCGCGUGCCAGCUCCACAGCCGUUUGGAAGCUGCUCACCAGUACGCAGAUUAAUCCGGAGAGCUGCAAUCGCGGCUUUGUGCUGUACGAUGCUCGCCUGGACGUUGUCCAGGAGCGCAAACAAAUUUCACUGAUGGCCGGCCACGUGGGACGUCGGGUGUCGACACGUUCUGAUCGUGCCGACACCUUCUACAUAGACCUGACUUGGGGCUGCUGGACACAGGCGCUCACACCGAGCGACGCGUGGUCAUACAGUGUGCGCGAGGAGCUGGAUACGACUGGAUCCAUCUACUAUUGUGCCUUUGAGCCGCGUGCCGAGUCCGUGGUCUUCUCCAUAAUUCGCGAGCUGCUGACAAAAACUCAACGGGAAGCCGCACUAUCCGCUGCAGAGCAGCCCCAAAAUGUCGUAGAUGUGGCAGUGGCGGCUGCCCCACCAUACACCUGGACGCAGACAUUCGAGGAUGUGCUGAUCCGCUUUCGUCUGCCUUCGGGGCUGACCCGUAACGACUUCGACAUUCGCAGCACCAACAGCCAACUGGAGGUCGAGUGCCUGGGGGAGAUUCUCUUGACUGGAGCACUCUAUGCCAGCGUGGACAGUGAAUUGACCACCUGGACGGUUAAGGCUGAGUGCCUGGAGCUGACGCUGUUCAAGGAGCAGCAGCAGAGCUGGCCACAUCUGCUCUCAGACGUGCAGGCCGCACCACCAGAGGGCGAUGUGGAUGCGUUCCCAUUGCCGGAGCGCGCGCUGCCGAUACUUAAUCUGGAGGAUCCCAUCGAGGAGUGUGACUUGGGGCUUCCCGAUGAAGACGUUAAGAUGGUGCGCUUCAAUUUGGAAGCCAUGGACAUAACCCACACAGUUUUCUUGGGACCGACGCCUCCACUCUUUACAACGUCACUGCGUGCCGGUUUUCCGGCCGCCUUUGCCACAAGGCACGGCGUAGAUGCCUCGUUGUGGCUGCCGGUGUUCCAGCCGACCAAGCCGGGCGAGUGGACGGUGCGCCAUGAGGGAAAUCUGCACGCCUUCGGGUAUGUGCAGGCUUCCAAGGAGAUGCGAAAGUUUACGGACUGUUGCCCCGACCUGGACUAUGCUGUGAUCUGCGAGGGCGUACGAUACGUGCUUAUCUACAAAUCGCGCUACGACUCCGCAGGAGGGCUGCGCAACCGAAACGGGCCACAGGUGGUUAUUGGGAAACAUCAUAUGGUCUCCAUCAGCGACGAGAUGGGGGAAAUACUGGGCCUCUCCACAGCCAGAAAUGUGAUUACCAUUCUCACUGCGAAGGCAGUCCUGUACUUGCAGGUUUAGACUUUUAAAAUACUUUCUGGCCAUGUAUACUUCAUUGAAAUUUGUUUGUUUCAAAUGGAUUUAUUGG
Molecule: messenger RNA, 1873 nt
Organism: Drosophila guanche
Lineage: Eukaryota; Metazoa; Arthropoda; Insecta; Diptera; Drosophilidae
Product: nudC domain-containing protein 1
Exons: 2
Coding region: 61-1806 (581 amino acids)
Source: RefSeq, a predicted model, not a curated record